Messenger RNA from Laccaria bicolor S238N-H82, 3003 nucleotides. RefSeq names its product vacuolar assembling protein VPS41. Gene Ontology annotation, molecular function: protein binding. The transcript is spliced from 15 exons. Gene Ontology annotation, cellular component: late endosome; HOPS complex. The record is from RefSeq and is a predicted model, not a curated record. Lineage: Eukaryota; Fungi; Basidiomycota; Agaricomycetes; Agaricales; Hydnangiaceae. Gene Ontology annotation, biological process: endosomal vesicle fusion; cellular response to starvation; macroautophagy. The coding region runs from base 1 to 3003 and encodes 1000 amino acids.
AUGGCUUCGCAAGGUACCUCAAACGGUUUAGCCCCAGUAAUACUCAAUGGCCAUGCCGAUCACGACGAGAAACACGAAGAGGUCCCGCCAAGAUUAUCGAGUAGCCCUGCUCCGCUGACGGAUGAUGAGGCUGAGGAGGGUGUGGGAGAGCAGAGUGAGAGUGUCGCCACAGACGACGAGGAGGAAGAUGAGGAAGACGAUGAGGAGGAGGAAGAUGAAGACGAGGAGCCGUCGUUGAAAUACGAACGUAUAGGCGGCUCUUUACCUGACCUUCUCAAGAAGGACUCUGGUUCUGCUAUUACAGUGUGCAACAAACACCUGGCAAUGGCUACACACGCAGGGAUAAUACACAUCCUCGACCUCACAGGAAAGCGCAUAAAGUCAUACAAACCCCACCUUGCAUCCGUAGUCGACAUCUCAUUCGACGAGACAGGCGAUUUCGUCGCCACUGCGUCCAUUGACGGACAGGUCGUAGUCCAUUCUCUAUCCACACCCGAGGCAUACGCCUUUGAUAUGAAGAGGCCAAUGCGAACCGUUGCAAUGGAGCCAAACUUUGCGAGACGGAGCACACGAGCAGUGGUUUAUGGGGGUUUGGCUGGGACGCUGGUGCUGCGAGAAAAGGGGUGGCUCGGGCAUAAAGAAACGACUCUUCAUACGGGCGAAGGGCCAAUUUGGCAGGUUAGGUGGAGAUCACGGUUGAUUGCUUGGGCGAACGAUCAGGGCGUCAAGAUUUACGACACAGUAUCACAGACACGAAUAACAUACAUCGACCGACCACCUGAUAGCCCCCGCGCAGAUCUCUUCAAGUGCACACUCUACUGGCAAGACGACUCCACCCUCCUCAUCGCAUGGGCAGACCACAUCAAAGUAGCCAGAAUCCGCGCCAGACCACGGAUAAACACCACUGCGGCCACUGCGAACCUCCCCCCAUUCGUGAUUGAAAUCACAGCCGCGCUUCAAGUGGAUUGUAUGAUCUCUGGCGUUGUACCUCAUCCUACACCCAUUCCCCCUGUAUCAAUAUCACCUCUGGACGGAUUCCCGAGUUCAACGACGGCCCCACAAACACUUACGUCUUUCCUCAUAAUCGCUUACAGCCCACCAGAAACUUUCGUUGACGAAAUGACGGAAGAUCGGGCGAGGCAAGCGCGGAAAGCAGCUGAACGACCCGAGCUGCGCAUCAUCUCUCGGGCGGGGGAAGAGCUCGCCGCUGAUGCGUUGAGUAUCGCGGACUAUCAGCAUUGGGGGUGUAAUGACUAUUCACUCGCUGUUGUUGGUGGCACGGACGAGUCGACUGAGGGUCGAAGCUACGUUAUCCUUAGCCCGAAGGAUUUGGUGAUUGUGAAACCGAGGGAUAAGAUGGAUCAUGUCAAGUGGUUGGUGGAGAGGAGGAGGUAUGAGGAGGCUUUGGAAGAGGUGGAGAAGAUUGAGGCUGAGGCUGUUGGUGGUCCUGGUAAGGAAGCUCUGGAUGGGUUGAGUGUUUUGGAGAUUGGGAAGAAGUAUAUGGAGUAUCUCGUUAACGAAGGCGAUUUUCUGAAAGCUGCGAAGCUCACUCCGAAAGUGUGUGCUCAUGAUCCGAAGAUUUGGGAGGGUUGGAUAUUCGUGUUUGCGGAUAAGAGACAGUUACAGGCAAUAAUUCCGUUCGUACCGACCGAACAUCCCAGACUUGAUCAUGUAGUUUACGAGAUGAUGCUUGCGCAUUUCUUGACACAUAAUAGACAGAUGCUCCUUCAGACAAUCAAAGAGUGGCCAUGGGAGAUCUACGACAUUCCAGCUGUCAUAGUCGCUAUCCGUGCAGAGCUCGACAAAAGCGCAUCAACAUCAACAAGUAUCUCGUCUGCGCCCAGUGCAGUUGUAUUGAUGGAAUGUCUUGCUGAAUUGUACACGGCGAAUCGUCAACCAGGCAAAGCACUCCCAUUCUACCUCCGCCUCCGACGACCUAACGUCUUUGAUCUUAUCCGAGAACAUAAUCUAUUCACGGACGUGCAAGACCAAGUCUUGCUUCUUGUCGAGUUUGACCAUGAGCUUAUGGAGAAGCGGAAGAAGGAGGGGCUGCCGAAUGCUGAUCAUAGUGACGCGAUCAAGUUGCUUGUUGAUAAUAUCCAUUCGAUACCUAUCGCGAGGGUUGUUCAGCAACUUCAGAAGAGGCCUUAUUAUCUCUUUCUUUACCUUGAUGCACUUGUGGAAAAGGACCCCCAGCUUGUCUCGGGUUUUGCUGAUUUGCAGGUGCAAAUGUACGCAGAGUUUGCUACGCCACGGCUGAUUGACUUUUUGCGAGCAAGUAAUUACUAUAACCUGGAAACGGCGUACAACGAGUGCAAAGGACGAGACCUUGUCCCAGAGAUGGUCUUUCUUUUAGGUCGGAUGGGAAACAACAAGAAGGCACUGACUCUUAUCAUUGAACGACUAGGAGACGUUCAUCGGGCCAUCGACUUUGCAAAAGAGCAGAGCGACGACGAUCUAUGGGAAGAUCUACUAAUGUACUCCGAAACACGACCAGCAUUCAUCCGCGGCCUCCUCGAAAACAUCGGCGUCGAAAUCAGCCCUAUCCGGCUCAUCCGCCGCAUCAAGAACGGACUCGAGAUUCCCGGGUUGAAAGAGGCCUUGAUCAAGAUCCUGCAGGAUUUCCAUCUUCAGAUCUCUUUGCUGGAGGGAUGUCAGACGAUAAUGGAUGGGGAUAGCUUGGAUCUGUCGAGGGCGUUGCAGAGGAAACAGAGUAGUGGGUUCUUCCUCUCUGCAAAGACGCUAUGUCCGAUAUGUUCCAAAUCUCUACAAGAUACACCUCAAUCUUUAACACUCCUUUUCCUCUGCCGACACGUCGUCCAUGCAACAUGUGCGUAUGGGGGCGAUAAGAUACCGCUUCUUUCAGACCCGAUAGCAAGAGGCUUUGGGGGGUCGUCUUCGAGAGGGAUAACGGGGAGUAUAGCGUUUGAAUCUAUGAUUCGUGGUCGGCUUAGCCAGGGUUGUCCGGUGUGUCAUAAGAGUGGGGAGAGGGUUCGGGUGUGA